Molecule: messenger RNA, 1165 nt
Organism: Periophthalmus magnuspinnatus
Lineage: Eukaryota; Metazoa; Chordata; Actinopteri; Gobiiformes; Gobiidae
Product: olfactory receptor 142-like
Exons: 2
Coding region: 16-975 (319 amino acids)
Biological process (GO): G protein-coupled receptor signaling pathway
Cellular component (GO): membrane
Molecular function (GO): olfactory receptor activity; G protein-coupled receptor activity
Source: RefSeq, a predicted model, not a curated record
ACCAAAAGGACAACUAUGGGUAACUUCAGUCAAGUUUCCCAUUUCACCCUGGGAGCCUACUUUGACACUGGCCCUUUUAAAUGGCUGUCUUUCCUCAUUAUAAUGUCUGUGUAUAUUCUUAUAGUGCUUUCCAACCUGCUCCUCAUUGUUGUUAUAUGUUUGAACAGGACGCUACAUGAACCAAUGUAUUUGUUUCUCUGUAGUUUAUUUGUGAAUGAACUUUAUGGCAGUACUGCGUUGUUCCCAUUUCUCCUGCUUCAAAUUCUCAAAGAUUUUCACACAAUUCCAGCUCCGUUUUGCUUCUUACAAAUCUUUUCUAUGUUUUCUUAUGGACACGUCGAAUUUCACACAUUAGCUGUUAUGUCAUAUGACCGAUACUUGGCUAUUUGUUUCCCUCUGCAUUAUCACUCAAAAAUGACUCACACCAAAGUUUUCAUCCUCAUUGCUUUGACCUGGCUCUUGUUAUUUAUAGCAAUCAUUAUUUUGAUUUCUCUCAGUGCCCCCUUACCAUUGUGUGGAAAUAUUAUUAACAAAGUGUAUUGUGAUAACUAUUCUGUUGUAAAACUGGCCUGUUUCGACACCACUGUUAAUAAUAUAUAUGGGUUUAUUCAUUUGUUCCUGAUCACUUUGUCACCGUCAAGUCUGAUUCUUUUUACUUAUUUUCGUAUAUUUAAAGUGUGUUUCCGAGGCUCCAAACAGACACGGCAGAAGGCUCUCAGCACCUGCACACCUCACCUGGCCUCUCUGCUUAAUUUCUCUUUUGGGGUCGGUUUUGAAAGUAUUCAGAGCAGGUUUAAUAUGAGUUCUGUCCCAAAUCUCGUCCGAAUUAUACUUUCUCUGUACUUUUUAACAGUGCAGCCGCUGUUUAACCCCGUCAUGUAUGGACUGAAAAUGUCCAAAAUACGGAGCUCGUGUAAAAAGACACUUUUUUGUCUGAGUUUAGCUGGAGAAAGUUGUUUUGCAUCCACACACUGAUCUGUUGGAUGAAGUGGCAGAGUGAAUCCACUGGUCCAUAUUCACCUGCUGCAGUGAGACAUAGAUCUGAGUGUCAUCUGCAUAGUUGUGGUAGGACACAUUAUUGCUGCAUAUUAACUGGCCUAACAGCAGCAUGUAGAGACUGAACAACAGGGAUCCUAGGAUUGAACCCUGGGGCACCCCACAGGUC